Messenger RNA from Daphnia pulex (common water flea), 567 nucleotides. Its product is annotated as glutamate receptor ionotropic, delta-2-like. The transcript has 3 exons. The coding region runs from base 4 to 567 and encodes 187 amino acids. Lineage: Eukaryota; Metazoa; Arthropoda; Branchiopoda; Diplostraca; Daphniidae. Gene Ontology annotation, molecular function: ligand-gated monoatomic ion channel activity. The record is from RefSeq and is a predicted model, not a curated record. Gene Ontology annotation, cellular component: membrane.
UUAAUGGAUUUCACAAUCCCUUUGCUGAUUGGCAAUAGUCGUUUGAUGCUUCGUUAUCCCGAGAAGGAGAGUCGCCUAGUUGCUGUUGUACAACCCUUUUCGUUGUUGACUUGGGCGUGUUUGUUUAUAACUUUUGUAGCUAUGAUUGGAACAUUGGCCAUCUUCAGUCGAUAUCAAAAUACUCGCAAUUCCAGCUCAGUCUCAACGUCAUUUUGGGAAAUUCUGGGACGCAAUACACUUACAACCCUAGGGCUUCUAACUGGACAAGGUUUCUACAUCCCGCAAAAUCUCCGACUCCACAUCCGAAUUCCGAUCGCUCUUUGGUGUCUGGUUGCGGUCGUCAUCUGCAACGCUUACAGCGGCACUCUGACCUCAUUCCUGACGGUUACCAAAAUGAAACCAAUUAUAAACUCUCUAGAAGAGCUGGCGAGCAGCGACCACUACAAAUUGACAGCGGAAUACAAUAGCGCCUUCAACGACAAAUUUCUGGUAUCAAAACCAAUUGGUUGUCUUUCAACAAUAUUGAUGAUUUUCUCUGUUUUUCCAUUCAACAUUUUAGAAGGCUAA